Messenger RNA from Photinus pyralis (common eastern firefly), 2212 nucleotides. RefSeq names its product SCY1-like protein 2. NCBI's taxonomy places the organism in Eukaryota, Metazoa, Arthropoda, Insecta, Coleoptera, Lampyridae. The record is from RefSeq and is a predicted model, not a curated record. The coding region runs from base 39 to 1403 and encodes 454 amino acids. The transcript is spliced from 7 exons.
UAUGGUAUCAACACGUGUGGCCUAGUUUACAGCAGGAGAUGCGGACGCAAGAAGUUUUAGCCGCAGUUUUGCAACCAAUUUUAUAUUUAAUACAGGAAUCAACAAUAGAAGAAUACGAGUCCAUCAUCCUUCCGUCCUUUAGGAGCGUAUUUUCGACUCCGAAAUCAAUUCAAGCAACGGUUACCUUGUUAGAAAAUUUACACGUUAUUCUCGAGAAAACUCCACGUGACGAUAUACGUACUGAAGUUUUGCCUAUGCUGUAUAAUGCGUUCGAAAGCAGCACAAUACAAGUUCAGAGUGCAGCACUAGUCGCAGUUACAAACGUCUCCGAGUACCUGGACGAAAUGUCGGUGCGGCGUAUGGUUCUUCCAAAAACGAAAAUGGUAUACGAAAAAAAUCAAAACGAUUUAAAAAUUGUAUCGAACGUGCUCUCCUGCGUGGAAAAGACACUAGAUCGAUUCGACAAAAGUCAAAUUAUCGACGAGGUGCUACCGUUACUUUACGACGUGCGCUUAUCGGACCCGCAAAUUAUUCUUCGUGUAGUUAAUAUUUACAGGCUCAUGCUUAGCGAUAAAAAAUAUGGGCUUUCGAUAAAUUUAAUGGCGACGAAGGUAAUGCCAUCGUUACUGCCACAAACAGUAAAUCCCUCAUUGAAUUUAGAUCAAUUUACGACUUUAUUAGAAGUGCUUCAAGAAAUGUUAGAUCAGAUAGAUAGGAAUCAGCGUAACAAAUUAAAAUUGGAUAACUUAUCGUUACCCAGCCCGGAAAGGCAUCGGCCCUUAAGGCACCAGUAUAGUUCGGAUAAUAUGCACGUUCCGCCGUUCAACAUACCAAAUUUACGAAUAGAGCAGCGGAAAACGUCUAGCGCGGAGGAUAUGGCCAGAAAGAAUUCGACAGGUGGUAUGUUGGGCGGGUGGUGGUUCGGAGGUUCACCUUCGUCGCCCGACAGCAACUUCCUGCGGGUAGUGAAUGCGUUCCCCAACCGCAGACUAUCGGAUAAUACGCUCAUGACACCAAAAAUUCGCAUCGCUCCGUCUUGCGCUUCGUCGCCGGGCGGCACUCCGGGCGGUGGAUUACCUAUUCGGCGCCAUUCCAGUAUUGGACCACAGGAGCGGAGAGGUUCAACAGUAAACCUCUCUCCUCCAACGCUUGCACGGAGCAUGAUAGGAGGUUCGAUGCCGAACACCAGCAGCAGCGUGCCAUAUCUACUUAGUAGUAGCAUGCAGAGCAUCAGAUCACGUAGGCCUUCCGCCGUCUUUGGCGGGUCGCAAGGAUCAGGUCUACUACAGCAACUGGGCUCCGGCAUGGUAAGACUCACCUCUUCACACCAUCAGGCCAACGGCAGAAUGUUGACUAGUAGCACAGUUAGGAAAUGCCCUUCCCUGAACAUAACAUUUAGCUGAAUGUACGUACGUAUGAACGACGAUAAUAACGUUCACAUUCCUGCUUUCCCACACUCAUUUUACCUCUGUCGUGCAUAAUCACUCACCAGCGGGGGCUGUUGCCUUAAUUAGUAAAGAAGGAUAGUUAUGAUAAUGCAAAAGGACCACAACAGCCCUUCGCCUAAUUGUUUUUUGAUGUUCCAGUACAACCUAUUUUCCGGCCGCCAAUAAGAAUCACCAUGAUGAUGAUUUGAGUUCAUUCGUUUAUCAUGAUUUACGUAUAUUUCAUUUUGUGGAUAUACAGAGGAAGAUCGGAAGCGGCUUAUCGAGCGACAAUCACAGGCGACAGCACACAAUGCGAGGCCCUAUCAAUCACUGUUACGUGUGUUCAUUCGCAGUGUUUUCCUCUCAAUUAUGCGAUCCCUAGGGGUUGAUAAGACAAUGUUAACUAUCAUACAAUCCUGAAAAGAUGUGCCCUAAUUACAUACAAAGCUAUCCCUUGACAAUCGUUUACACACUAAUAAUAAAUUUACAUGCCACCUACUUUUUAACACAUUGUGUCUAAAAUACUUAAUGCAUGCAAUCUUAUAUGUCAAUCUAAAAUAAUUCAAAUGUUUAUAAAUUGCGACAACUUACAUCCAAGUCGAAUUUAGAAUUUUCAUGUGUACGUAAAGACUUAUUGCCACCCUUUUCAAUCAAGAUUACUAUACUGUGAUUCGUGUGUAAGAACUUUUAACUAAAAUUGGUUGUGCUCAACGUAUAAUGUGAAAGAAAAAAAACGUAAUUUUUUAUUCGCCGUUUCUUCACAGUUUCGCCUUGGAAUAUGAGGA